AUGGCACAACCUGACCUCACGUCGCAUCAUGUCAACUAUUUAAUAUGGAGGUACCUUCAAGAAUCAGGUCAUGGCGAUGCCGCCGUCUCUUUGCAGCGCGCGUGGUUCCCUGAUCCGCAGACUCUCCCGUUUGCGCCUUACAUUAAAACCCAUGCGCUGGUGUCGCUGGUCCAGAAGGGCCUGCAAUACCACGAGAUGGAAUCCUCGCUGGACAAGGAGGGCAAUCAGAAAAGUAUUUCACCGUCUGAUUAUUUUUUCGGACCAGAGCCCUUUGAAAUUGGAACUAAAACUGGAUCGGUGGAAAGUCGCGAUGAGGCUGUCGGCACAGACCCAGAUUCGCCGGGUCAACUUGCGCGCGACCGCCCGGUGAACGGCCAUGCCGAGCCCGGAAAGGACACCCGAAAGGACGAAACUGAUAGCGAUGAAUCCAUGGAAGACAAGGCGCAAACUGAAAGUCAGCCAGAUACUGAUCAUAUGGAUGAAGAUGGUGAUGUCAGCAUGGCCGAGGAGAUCCCUGAACUACCCACUAUGGAAAACGGCGAGAGCUCUCGCGUCCAGAUCGCCCCCGCCAAGCCCAUCGAUUUGACCCCCGACACCGCCCUGCUGAAUCCGGAUCAUCACGUGACCCACGCCGUGUGGCGCCCUCGAGAUCCCACUGUGGUUGUGGGAGCUGGUGACCUCUUUUGCAGCUUAUGGAAGCUGUCAAUGUCAUCAGAACCUGUGCAGAAGAAAAUCCUUGAGCUCAAGAAGGGUGACACAACUGUCUCAACCGUAGCCUGGGAUGCCAUUGGUGAGAAAUUGGCCGUCGCGACUUGUACUGAUGACAGGGGCACUAUCACCAUGUACAACGUCAAUGGAGAUGCAGUGGAUUUACUACCCGAGGUACCCCGGCUCAUCACUGGCUUGCAUUGGGCAUCCGGUAGCUCGCAACUGGUCGUUGUAGCCUCGAAUCAUAACGUAUCGGAACUCGCGCUUUGGGACGACAGCCGCCGACCAGAUGUUUUCCCUCCACCUCAAAUAAUUGAGAACCAUAUCUAUGAUCUCGCGUGGUGUGGACGCAACCUGGUAUUCGCUUCUGGUGAUGGUGCAGUCUAUCAAUGCGAAGUGGACAACAGCAUCCGUUUGAUUAAGACCUUCCCUUCUCCCAGAGAUAACGCAACCUGGGAGUUUAUUCGCUGUGUCCAAACCGAGUUCCAUUCAGUCGCUAUCGUGGCUUCUGGACUGAGCGCUUCGAUUUGGAUCCCCACUCAUGACAUUCUUAUCUCCAACGCCCACAAGGACAGAAUCACCGGCAUUGAUAUCAGUCCUCAAUUUGAUCCCCAUCGUAUUGAAUUUGCCUCUUUCUCGGCGGAUGGUAAGGUCAAGGUUUGGCAAGUCAACCUCGAUAUAAAGGAUUACACAAACGUUCAUCAGCUGAGCCUAGACUCAAACCCCGCUAUUACCGGAUCUUUCUCCCCCGAUGGAUAUGCUCUCGGUGCAGCUAGCAAGGACGGGAUCUUUAUCUGGAACGUUGAACACCCUGGUGGUAAUCUUAUGUCUACCUGGACUGCAACUAGCCCCGAGGUGAAGAAAGAAGAAGCCGACCGCAUAACCAACGGACAUAAUGGACACCAUGGACAGAAUGGUCAUUCAUACCCAGAUCCCCAUCGGGCCCUUUCCUGGGAUGCAGAUGGAAAACGACUUGCCUAUGGCUUCAACAAACAGGUACGCUCCCUGAUCUAG
This is a messenger RNA of Penicillium concentricum, 1722 nucleotides long. Its product is annotated as WD40 repeat domain-containing protein. Gene Ontology annotation, biological process: regulation of transcription by RNA polymerase II. Gene Ontology annotation, molecular function: transcription corepressor activity; protein binding. Lineage: Eukaryota; Fungi; Ascomycota; Eurotiomycetes; Eurotiales; Aspergillaceae. The transcript has 4 exons. The record is from RefSeq and is a predicted model, not a curated record. Bases 1 to 1722 code for a protein of 573 amino acids. Gene Ontology annotation, cellular component: Set3 complex.